GUACCCUAGGAUCUACAGAGUCAGAGGGCUGACCUGUGGGGCCCGACAAGCCAGGCUCCUGCCUCCUUGCUGUGAGCUCUGCUGUUCUUAUGGGAGCCAUGAAGCUGAAUGAGAGAAGCGUAGCCCACUAUGCACUGAGCGACUCCCCAGCAGACCACACGGGCUUUCUACGCACUUGGGGUGGGGCAGGGACUCCCCCGACUCCCAGUGGCACUGGCCGAAGGUGCUGGUUUGUUCUCAAAGGCAACCUGCUGUUCUCCUUUGAGAGCCGAGAGAGCAGGGCCCCGCUGAGCCUGGUGGUGCUGGAGGGCUGCACGGUGGAGCUGGCCGAGGCUCCAGUGGCUGAGGAGUUUGCCUUCGCCAUCCGCUUCGAUGCCCCCGGCGUGCGUCCACACCUGCUUGCGGCAGAUGGCCCGGCGGCCCAGGAGGCCUGGGUGAAGGCGCUGUCCAGGGCGAGCUUCGGCUACAUGCGCCUGGUGGUGCGCGAGCUGCAGAGCCAGCUGCGCGAUGCCCGCCACAGCCUGGCCUUGCAUCGCCACUCAUCCUGGACGGCCGUGAGCAGCCGCCCGAAGCCCCAGGCUCCCGACCGCCGGCCUCCGGGCCUGGAAAACGGCCACGCCCUCUCCAAGGACUGCAGCCCUGUGGACUGGGGUGAGGAAAGGGGCGGCAGGCCCGCAGGGCGGGGCUUGGCCGAGAUGCAGGGCGCUGCCAGCCUCUUCCUGGGCAGGGGCCAGAGCCCCCUGUGCCCCGAGACCUCCUACUUCUCCGCGCUGCACAGCUGGUACGGCCAGGAGAUCUCGGAGCUGCGGCAGAGGUGGAUGCAGAGGGCCCGCGCGGGGGCAGGCGGGACAUGAGAGGCAGGGUGGGCACUGAGCCUUGGCUCUUCGGGUUCUGCCAUCAUCCUGCUGGUCAGGACACCAGGGCCAGUGCUCCUUCAGAAAUUUGACGUUUUUUUCUUUCAAAGUUGCUUCUUCUUUUUUUUUUUUUUGGAGAAGGUUCUCUUCUUCCUGCUUCUUAGGCCUCCAGGCUCCAGGUCCACCCUCGUGGCUGGAGGGGGGCCAAGGAAUCUUUUCUUCCAACCCCUUUACUUCCCGAGGCCCAGAGAGGAGACGAGGCUUGCUCGGCAACCGCAGGGCCGGACCCAAGUCUCCCGACGGUGCUGGACUGCCCCGCUCUCGGGGAAUAUUAAUGAAGUGGAGGAAGUGCGGAAUAUUAUUACAUGGCCACAGGCCGCCCUGCCUCAUUACCUGACACAACAGACUCUACAGCCACAACUUCUAACACUGGGAGUCGCGUGGACAUUUAAAUACCGGAAGUUGGCUGAAAUGUUGACUCGAGGGACUGACACUGUCAGAGAAAGUGGAUGGAUUGUCACGGGGGGUUCUGGGGCCCAGCUCUUCGAGCGGUGGGAAGAUUGGGCAUAGGAACCCCACUCUGCAGCUUGGGUGGGGCCCUUUGGAGGGACAGGGCUUUCGGCCAACGAAGAGGGGUUGAUUCUGCUCGGGAAGUGCUGGGGUCCCGUCAUCUCUCCCUGGCUGCCCUGUCUAUAGAAGGUGCUGGGGGCUUUUAUUGGUCAGCAGGAACGCUUCCUGUUUUCUGUCUUUAGCAGCCAGCUCCUGGAGCUGCCAAGUGGGAAGCUAAAGAACGGGGGAGGCAAUGUGGCUCCCUGGGGAAGCCAGGUUGUUAUUUUGGUUCUCAUUCUGGGGCAUUCUGGGAGUCUGGACACAGGAUUCCCAGCGCCCUGUGAUAAACUCUUCUCUCCUAGCUGCUCCCAAUCCUGUUCCCGAUCCCAAACCCCUCCUAGGAACUCAUUCGCCAUCCCGUGUGCCAGCCAGCGCCUAUCUGCCGAGACCCCUCGCUUGCUCCUCUCAGCAGCCUGGUGCCAAGUGUUUUAUCGAUUGUUUUGGGAGCAACGUGGGUGCCUCUAGAAGAGCCAGCAGCCAGACUGGCCCGAGCCCCAGAGGCGUGGCAGCAGCGGCUGGAUGGAAGAUGCAGAGCCUGGUCAAGCCGUGCUCCCUCUGCAUACACACAAUCUGCCCCUUCUUAGACCUUGGGUAAGCUGACCAGGGCCCAAGUAGGUCCAGAGGCUGCGACGGAGACCCUCCUAGGUCCAGCACGCCCAGAGGCCACCCAGAGUCCAGAACCGGUUCCUGCCAGGCUUGUUUCCCAGGUAGAGGGGCUGCCUUGAGGACCCCGAGCAGGACCCCCACAGCCCACUGCGCCUUGUUUUCUACACAGACACUAUGUAUGGGCUUUUGUUAUCUUUCUUAUGGUUACACAGUGUUUUUUUUCUAUGAUUAAAACAUUACGUUUUUAUUACUCAUUUUGGUUCCUCAGAGUUUAACAACCACUUGACCGGUUAGUUUGUGCAAAAGCCCCCCAUUUCUUCCCUUCAGUUAUAGUUUCCAUUUGCCUAUACAGAACGUAUACCUCGGCAAGAAAUAAA
Messenger RNA from Hyaena hyaena (striped hyena), 2446 nucleotides. It is a transcript of the gene PHETA2, whose product is annotated as PH domain containing endocytic trafficking adaptor 2. The transcript is spliced from 2 exons. Gene Ontology annotation, cellular component: recycling endosome; early endosome; trans-Golgi network. Gene Ontology annotation, biological process: receptor recycling; endosome organization; retrograde transport, endosome to Golgi. The record is from RefSeq and is a predicted model, not a curated record. The coding region runs from base 90 to 854 and encodes 254 amino acids. NCBI's taxonomy places the organism in Eukaryota, Metazoa, Chordata, Mammalia, Carnivora, Hyaenidae.